Messenger RNA from Symbiodinium natans, 863 nucleotides. NCBI's taxonomy places the organism in Eukaryota, Dinophyceae, Suessiales, Symbiodiniaceae. The record is from the annotation of a GenBank genome assembly.
AUGCGCAGUGGGCUGGCCGACUGUGCCACAAGCCUGCGGGGGAAUGUCUCAAGGUUCCUUCUUCUGUGCUCGGCUGCUUUCGUUGCUCGCAUUGGCUGGGAGUGGGCUUUGAUGGCCGAUACGCCCCUCGCAGUGCAGGAGAUGAUGUCAAAAGGUAUCGCAACGCCAGGAAGCUCAUGCAACCUGUCCACUGCGUCAGGGAGUGGACAGCAGGCUGGCUGGCAAAAUGACAAGUGUGUCCUGUGGGUUGGUGGGGCAGAGGGAUACACCAACCAGAUUCUGUCCAUGCUGGAUGUCUAUAGGCAGGUGCAGCCUAAAACGCUCGUCAUGGCUCCCAUGCGCACCGAGCAUGCCUAUCCCGGCACAAACCCGCCACAGUGUUUGGACGAUGUGCUUGAGCUCCACAACACGGCGUGCCUUCAUGCUAGUAAGGCCACACCGGAGGAUGACCGCGACGAAGUCGUGAGCGCCAUGAACUGCAGCUUUGAUGCCAGGGAGUCGGGUGCGCUGCAAGGGAGGCAGGAGCUCGGCGACCACUACUUGUAUUGGGGUCUUCACCACGAGGAGUCGUGGAGUCAUCUGCCGAAGAUUGCAUUCAACAGCUCAUCACCAAGCUUGAACUGCGUGUUUUCGCGUUCCUGGAGUAGCAAGAGCUGGAGCUUCUGGCCGUCUCGCCUGAAGAUCAAGCAGGCGUACGUGGAGCUUUUCCAGGAAAUUCGGCAGAAUUCUUUCGGCGCUUCGCCCUACUUGGCUGUCCACUGGCGUCGGGGCGACCAGCUGGUGACCAAAUGCCGAGCCGGAAUGGACACUUCGGCUAACUGUGGCUCGGCGCACGACUUGCAGCGCCUCGUCAACAAGAAGCU